Adineta steineri is the source of this 339-nucleotide messenger RNA. The record is from the annotation of a GenBank genome assembly. NCBI's taxonomy places the organism in Eukaryota, Metazoa, Rotifera, Eurotatoria, Adinetida, Adinetidae.
AUGGCGGACCAAACUGAAAAAAAACUAUUAUUAAUUUCGACAAUUAGUACUGCACAGACUGUCGAAGAAGUUGCCCACAAAGCAAAACUAUCCAUUCAAUCUGCAUCACGUAGUGAUCAAUUUGAAUUCAGCCAAAAUGUAAUUCCAAAUCUCCUACCCAUUCAAUAUCCAAUACAUAAUAAUCAGUUUCAAUUCAGUCAAAAUGUAACUUCAGAUCCACCAUCACUGCGUACUCCAUUUAUUAACAAUGAUAUGAGAACGCCAACAAUCGUUACAGAAUGGCCAGUUCCAGACGCGUGGUCUACAGAUGAGAUCACUGCAUCGAUUUGGAUGCAGUAG